Molecule: messenger RNA, 1647 nt
Organism: Boleophthalmus pectinirostris (great blue-spotted mudskipper)
Lineage: Eukaryota; Metazoa; Chordata; Actinopteri; Gobiiformes; Gobiidae
Gene: srsf4
Product: serine and arginine rich splicing factor 4
Exons: 6
Coding region: 79-1311 (410 amino acids)
Biological process (GO): alternative mRNA splicing, via spliceosome; mRNA splice site recognition
Cellular component (GO): cytoplasm; nucleus; ribonucleoprotein complex
Molecular function (GO): mRNA binding
Source: RefSeq, a predicted model, not a curated record
UACAGACCGCGGUGCUUUUGCGGAGAAGCUCCCGUGUGCUCGUCGUUGUCGGCACCGAAAAAAAAAAAAAAAAGCACCAUGUCCCGAGUGUACGUGGGCAGACUGAGCUACAGGGCCCGGGAGAAGGACGUGGAGAGGUUUUUCAAAGGUUAUGGGAAGAUUCUAGAGGUUGAUUUGAAAAAUGGGUACGGUUUCGUGGAGUUUGACGACCCCCGGGAUGCAGAUGAUGCGGUGUACGACCUGAAUGGGAAGGAGCUGUGUGGGGAGCGUGUGAUAGUGGAGCACACCAAAGGCCCCCGUCGUGAUGGAGGGGGCGGCGGCGGCGGCGGAGGAGGAGGAGGGGGGUACGGGGGUGGAGGAGGAGGUGGAGGCGGAGGAGGCGGACGCAGUGGAUAUGGCCGUUGGGGCAGAGACAGGUACGGACCUCCGAUCAGGACCGACUAUCGACUCAUUGUAGAGAAUCUGUCCAGCCGCUGCAGCUGGCAGGACCUCAAGGACUACAUGCGUCAGGCCGGAGAGGUGACCUACGCAGACACCCAUAAAGGCCGUAAGAACGAGGGCGUGAUCGAGUUCAGGCUGUACGCUGACAUGAAGCGUGCGCUGGAGAAACUGGACGGUACUGAAGUGAACGGGCGAAAAAUACGCCUCAUCGAAGACCGCCCCGGGGCCAGGCGCCGCCGCUCGUAUUCGCGCAGCCGCAGCAGAUCCAGGUCUCGUUCCAGGAGCCGCAGAUCUCGCAAAAGCAGAAGCCGCAGCGCGAGCAGCAGCCGCAGUCGCUCACGAUCCAGGGCGGCUUCUCGCUCACGAAGCCGUUCCCGUAGCAACAAAAAGGCUAAGGCUAAAGGUAAGAAAGAGGAAGAGGAGCGCGGUCAGAAGAACAAGGAGCAGAGCCGAAGCCGAAGCCGAAGCCCCAAACCAAAGAAGAGCAAAAAGGAGACCAAGAAGAGCAAGAAGGAUGCCUCUAGGUCCAGAUCCCGGUCCAGAUCCAGGUCUAAGUCCAAGUCUGGGCCCAAAGACCGCUCCAGAAAGUCCGGAUCCAAGGGUCGGGACGGAGAUGGGGGCGAUGGAGACCGGAUGUCCCGCUCAAGAUCACACUCUCCAAUCGAGUCUAGAGCAAGGUCCAAAUCUCGCUCGAAAUCUCGUUCAAAAUCGCGCUCAAAAUCUCGUUCCAAGUCUCAUUCGAAAUCUCGCUCCAAGUCUCGCUCUCCCUCUCCUGCUAAUGGCAACAAGCGCUCGGUCUCUCGGUCUCCCUCCCGCUCAGUGUCCCGAUCCAAGUCCAGGUCCGUUUCCAGGUCUCGUUCUCGUUCUUAGACCAGAUUUUGGACCCGUUUGCCCCCCACAUCUCUGUACACCACCCAACCCAACCCCCACCUCUUGUUUUUUGAUAAAUUGUCAUAGAAAAUUCAAUGUCUUUUAUGUACCUGUCAUCACACAACUACACUGACUGUAUUUUUACAUUGUCAGUUCUCCUUCAUAGUGUUUGUAUAGACAGUGAUCUGUUUUUUAAGUUAAAAUAUUGUGUUUUAGCCUUUUUUAUGCCACAUUGAAGUGUUUCAUUGAUCAAAUCGAUGGGAACAGGUUCAAAUUUUCCCAUUUCUGUGAAAGUCCUUGUAACAUUUAGUUUCAUAUUAAAAUGCCUGUUGAGGA